GCUGUGAAGCUACUUGCAAUGGAAAGAGAAUACUGUCCCUCAGCAAUCACAGCAUCGCUGACUGUUAAGGAUUCGCAGCCGACGCUGGCUUCACGGAUGCCUCUAUUGACUCAAGCCACU
Molecule: messenger RNA, 120 nt
Organism: Penicillium arizonense
Lineage: Eukaryota; Fungi; Ascomycota; Eurotiomycetes; Eurotiales; Aspergillaceae
Exons: 2
Source: RefSeq, a predicted model, not a curated record